Klebsormidium nitens is the source of this 2982-nucleotide messenger RNA. Lineage: Eukaryota; Viridiplantae; Streptophyta; Klebsormidiophyceae; Klebsormidiales; Klebsormidiaceae. The record is from the annotation of a GenBank genome assembly.
AUGAGCGGGGACAAGGGGAAGUUCACAACCCUCAAGAUGCUAGAAACCGGAUCGCGGAGGAUUCGGAUAGCAAACGGUACGUAUGUGGACGUAGCCGGAGAGGGGACGGUCGAGUUGCGGUGUCUAACGCCAACGGGCGUGAGGGUCAACACUCUUCUUGAUGUGUUGUAUGUUCCCGGCGUGGUUGACAACCUCUUCUCGGUGACGAGGGCUACCGACGUCGGCGUGGUGCUUGGGUUCAAGCGAGACGUGUGCCAAGGCUUCUUGAACGGUGAGAUCAUCUUCCGUGCGGAGCAAGGGUUGGGCUUGUUUGAGGUGUGUGAAGCGGAGCCCGAUGUGGACGCGUGCAUGCUUGUGAGGGAGGCCGAGACCGCGGAGUUGUGGCACCGGCGGCUUGGGCACGCCGGGUAUGAGGGUUUGGCUAAGAUGGUCGAGGGAGACCUAGUCCGGGGUGUGGGGGUGAAAGCCGAGGCGUUUCGGGAGAAGAAACCCUUGGUGUGUGAACCUUACAUCAUGGGGAAGCAAACCCGGGAGUCGUUUCCUAGGGAGUCGGACUCCAAGGAGAGCACGGAACCCCUCGAGCUCGUGCACAUGGAUGUGUGCGGGCCCAUGCCGGUGGCGUCGCCCGGGGGGUGUAGGUGGUUGGCCACUUUCCUAGACGACUACACCAAGCUCUCGGUGGUGCAACCGUUGAAGAAGAAGAGCGAGGUGACGGAGGCCACGGAGAGGGUGUUUGCCCGGUUGGAGUUGCAAUCCGGGAAGAAGGUCAAGUCGGUUCAAACGGACCGCGGGGGGGAGGACGUCAACGAGAAGAUGACGGCUUUUCUCGGCAAGAAAGGAACGGUGCAACGCACUACGGCGGGGCACUCUCCCGAACAAAACGGGUCGGCGGAGCGGUUGAACCGAACCCUUGAGGAAAGGGCACGGGCCUUGCUAGAGGACGCCGGCUUGGGAGGGGAGGCACGGGCCUUGCUAGAGGACGCCGGCUUGGGAGGGGAGUAUUGGGCGGAAGCGAUGGUGACCGCUAACUAUACCCGGAAUCGGGUGCCCUCGAGCGUGCACGGGAAGACCCCGUAUGAGAUGUUCUACGGGGAGAGGCCGGACCUUAGCCACAUGAGGGUGUUUGGCGCGCGGGCCUAUAUCCACGUCCCCAAGGAAAACCGGAAGAAGUUGGAGCCGGUGAGCGAACGGGGGGUCUUCCUAGGGUAUGUGCCGAACGCGAAGGCCUACCGGGUCUUGAAGGAGAGGACCGGAGUUGUGAUUGUCUCCCGGGACGUCGUUGUGGACGAGCGGGGGCCCUCCGGGGUCGUUGAGCUUGGCUCCGCCCCGGGGAAGGAGGAGGGGGGUGCUCGCGACCCUAGUCGUGUGAGCUCCCCGACUCAGAUGGGUGCAGGGUUUACCCCUACGGGGGAGGCCGGCACUCAGCCCGGUGUAGGGGCUACUCCUACGGGGGAGGCCGGCACCGGGAGCGAGGAGUCCGUUUUGAUGGAGGGCGCCGAUGAGAGCGGCGAAGUCGUGGAAGAGCCGGUGGUCACCCCGGCGGAUUUGGGGGCGAGGAGAAACCCCCCUCGAGAGAGGAGAUCGCCGGAGCGUUUUAGGGUUAACCUCGCGGCGGAAGGGGUUAGCGAUAACCCGCCAAAGGGGUCGGGGGAGCACCCGGAGCCCCAAAGCUAUCAGGAAGCCGUAGGGGGAGAAGAGCUCUGGCGGUUGUCUAUGGACGAGGAGAUGCGGUCUUUGUUGGAGAACGGGACUUGGGAGCUCGUCGAAAAACCGGAGGGGGUGAAGCCGGUUCCCAUGAAGUACAUGCAAAAGCAAGGAAUUGACUUCGAGGAGGUCUACGCCCCGGUGAGCAAGCACACAACCUUGAGGGCGCUUCUCGUGGUGGUUGCGGCGCGUGACCUAGAGCUUCACCAACUCGACGUCAAGACGGCGUUCCUCAACGGCGAGUUGGAGGAGAGGAUCUACAUGCAGCAGCCGCAGGGGUACGAGCAAGGCGGGCCGGAGAUGGUUUGCCUCCUCAAGCACUCCCUUUACGGGUUGCGCCAGGCGCCGCGGGCUUGGUACCUGCGUCUGAAGGAGGAGCUCGGGUUGCUUGAAGUUGGGGCGUCCGUGGCGGACGCGGCGCUUUUCUUGGGGGUGGUCGACGGGGAGGAGGUCUUCCUUCUCGUUUGGGUGGACGACAUCCUCAUCGCCACUCGUGGGAAGGACCGCGUGGCAAAAGUGAAGGCGCACCUGGCGCGGACGUUCGACGUGAGGGACUUGGGGGAGGCGACCUACUUCCUCGGGAUGGAGUUGGCGCGCGACCGGGAGGCGCGCACCCUGAAGCUGACGCAGAAGAAGCAGACGGGGAAGCUCCUUGGGCGACACUGGUUGGCGGGCGCGCGUGCGCGCUCGGCCGUGGGGGCACUGGCGCGCUACACAAGCGCGCCAACGGAGGCGCACUGGGCGGCGGCGCUCGGGGUGGUGCGCUAUUUGGCGGGGACGGCGGAGGCCGGGGUAACCUUUGGGGGGAGCGGUGAGCUCCUUGAGGUGUUCUGCGAUGCGGAUUUUGCGGGGGACAUUGACUCGAGGCGCUCCACGACGGGGUACGUCUUCCUGAUGUACGGGGGAGCGGUGAGUUGGUCAAGCCGUUUGCAGCCGACGGUGGCGGUGUCCACGGUGGAGGCGGAGUACAUGAGCGCGGCGCAGGCGGUGAAGGAUGCGCUGUGGUUUUGCAAGCUCGGGGGAGACUUGGGGUUGGGCCUUGGCACGGUCCCAAUCAACUGCGACAACCAAGGGGCAAUACGGCUCCUAAAGCAUCCGGUCGCAAUAUUGCGGUCGAAGCACAUUAACGUGUUACUGUACUUUGCACGGGAGCGGGUGGCGCGCAAGGAGGUUGGAUUCGCGUACUGCGGGACGGAGGACAUGAAGGCGAACAUCAUGACCAAGGCGCUGACUCCAGGGAAGUUCUCCAAGUGCAGGAAGGACAUAGGAAUUGCGUAG